Peronospora farinosa is the source of this 1737-nucleotide messenger RNA. NCBI's taxonomy places the organism in Eukaryota, Oomycota, Peronosporomycetes, Peronosporales, Peronosporaceae. The record is from the annotation of a GenBank genome assembly.
AUGAUCAGGAAAAUGGAGGUAUUGUCUCGUCCCGUGGAUGCUCCACGCGGGUUCCCGCGCGUCAUUUCUGACUCGUCCAUGACCAUGAGAAUUGCCUUGCCAGCCUCUUUUCUCCAAAUUAACGCUGCACUUUCUUCAACAUCCAUACGCAAGGACAACAAAAGUGUCAAAAAUGAUGUCGAAGACUCGUGGGAAACUCACGACUGGGAGAUUGAAGCAAAUUCAUGUGUCAAAAAUGUCAAAAAUGUCGAAACGGAGCAGGAAAAGGACGACUGGGAACACGAACCGACGCUAGAAUUACCGGAUGAUUUUCCCAGACUCCUCGUAAAUCUCACACGUGUACGGCGGCAGCAUUUUCCAGACAUAAACGAGGUGGAGGUGUUUGAUGUAAUGGAAGUUUUCCACCGUGUCAAAAAUACGCUGCACGAGCAUUUUUCACAAUUGGCAGAAGUAUUUUUUGAACAAAAGUUGUGUUUUCACUGCACGUAUGGAACAUCACGUGCCAUGAUGGACGGUCUGCAUGCUGCGUAUCCAGACGAUAUUUUUGCUAUGGUUGAUUACCCUACCGACAUUGAUGGUGUUCCACUGCACGAGUAUUUACACACAUUAUCGUAUCCGUCAAAAUGGAAAAGUGUCGAGUACUUGAAGAAUUGUCUGCGUCGAUGUUCGCGGGAUAUUCGGUGGAAAAGGGACGUGAUAACCGAGUUGGAGCUGCUGGCGGAACAGGAAUUCAAACACUAUGAAGAGAAGCAACAAGGACUUUGUGACGAGAUCGAUGAGCUUACUCGCCUACGCGAUUCGUUUCGGGAAAAACUAGAGAAAAUGACGAGUCAAGAAGGCAAGCCUACGGGACAGUACUUGAUGCUGCGAAAGCUGGAGGAUAUCGAAAACCGUUUGAUGAUACUGUUGGAUACUUACCUAACCGAACCCGAGCUGGAAGAAGAAGAAUGCUAUAGUGCAUUUGGCAACCCUGGCGGAGAAAAUGGUGUGACUACAAAUAUGAAUGUGCUGGAUAUGGUGAUCGCCAUGGUGUUUAGCCGCUUGCCUCGUGAUUUUAGCCAACAGGCCACAACGGAAGAUCAUUUCCAGUUGCUCUUUGAUCACCAUAUUCAUAUUUUGCGUCUAUGGAAGAAGGACUUUGGACGUCUUCCCUUGAAGUCUAGGAUACCACCUCAGAACGCUAGUGGCUCGGAUGAAGAUAGUGUUUGUGUGUCAUCAGGUGAAGAGCGAGCUACCUAUGACAUUGUGGACGAGGAGGACAAGGCCGGAGAUGAUGUAAGAGAUUGCUGGGCAAAUGACGAUGCAAUUGGACGAUUGGAUGAAGUGACACACACGGUAGUCGACAAAGACUCCUGGCACGUACAAGACGAUAGUGAUCGGGGUUGUGACGAAUCAUUUCAUCAAAAGAUUCAUCAUGACAAUGAUUCCGAUGGUUAUGGCGCUGACUUUGACAGUGACGAAAGCGAGGAUGAAGGUGAAAAGGUUACUCAAAUGCAAGCUCAACGGCAUCAGCAGAAGCUUGGAACAUGUAAACCUGGCGAUGGAGAAACACUUUGUACAGCUGUUGGACCGCGACAAAGACGCAUGAAACACACGAAACGUUCCAAAAAACUGCACAAGUUAAAAGUAGAAACGGAUGAAAGCGACGACGAGGGGGCAAGUACACCAUUUGAACCAUUUGCCUGCACUGGAGCAGUUGGUCUACUUCGUCUAGCGAAAGAAAACGAAUUGUUUUGA